Molecule: messenger RNA, 2457 nt
Organism: Lates calcarifer (barramundi perch)
Lineage: Eukaryota; Metazoa; Chordata; Actinopteri; Centropomidae
Gene: lrrtm4l2
Product: leucine rich repeat transmembrane neuronal 4 like 2
Exons: 2
Coding region: 1-1677 (558 amino acids)
Molecular function (GO): protein binding
Source: RefSeq, a predicted model, not a curated record
AUGGGUUAUUGCGCACACAGCGGGCUCAACUGUAGCGGCGACUCCAACUACGACCGUUCAGUGAUGUUGGACUGGAGGUUAUCAUGUCUUCUUCUGCAGGCAGCUGCUUUGCUGCUGCUCAGCAAGGGGGAGAGGAUGUGCCCUGUGAGUUGUCGCUGCGAAGGAAAGAUUGUUUAUUGCGAGUCUGGCAUCUUCCAAGACAUCCCGGAAAACAUCACCACGGGAUGCCAGGGUCUGUCUCUGCGCUAUAACAACCUGCUGGUUCUGCUGCCGUAUCAGUUCGCUCAUCUCAAUCAGCUUAUCUGGCUUUACUUGGACCACAACUCCAUCAAUGCAAUAGAUGCUCUAGCCUUCCACGGUGUGCGCAGGCUCAAGGAACUGAUCCUCAGCUCCAACAAAAUAUCCCAUCUGCACAAUAACACAUUCAGUGCCAUACCAAACCUGCGAAAUAUGGACUUAUCUUACAAUCAGCUGCAGUAUCUGCAACCAGGACAUUUUUAUGGACUGCGCAAGCUACAGAAUCUCCACCUUCGAUCUAAUGGACUGAAACAAAUCUUCAUUCGCACGUUUCUGGAGUGCCGCAGCCUGGAGUUUCUAGAUUUGGGUUAUAAUCGCUUACGGAGCCUCACCCGUACAACGUUCCUAGGCCUGUUCAAACUGAAAGAGCUUCAUUUAGAGCACAAUCAAUUUUCCAGGAUUAAUUUCUUUAUUUUCCCACGCCUUACCAAUCUCCAAGCGCUUUACUUGCAAUGGAACCGCAUACGAUCCAUCAAUCAAGGUGUGCCUUGGACCUGGCACAAGCUACAGAAAUUGGACCUGUCAGGGAAUGAAAUCCAAAUCUUGGACCCAGCUGUUUUCCAGUGUAUGCCAAACUUACAGACACUCAACCUUGAAUCAAACAAGCUGAGCAGCGUGCCCGUGGAAGCUGUGGCAGCGUGGACCUCCCUGACCACCAUCAGCCUGGCUGGUAAUGCCUGGGACUGCAGCCCCAGCAUCUGCCCUCUCAUGGGUUGGCUCAGAACCUUCAGAGACCCCAAAGACAUUAGCAUGAUAUGCAGCAGUCCCAAGUCAGUGCAGGGAGAAAGAGUCGUGGACGUAGUGAGAAACCACUCGACAUGUGUGGAAGUGUCAAAUGUGUUCACGACCACAGCUCUCAUCGUUCUGACUUCAGCCCAAGUUGUGAACAUCACAACUCACCCUUCUCCCUCCAGUGUUACAGACCUGACUCGUAGUGAGUCACCUGCACAAAGAUUAACCCCUUCAUCGGUCCGUCCUAGUGGGCCAGACAGAAAGACAACAGAGUCCACAACCAUGAGCUCUACCUCACCCAUCUCCCCUGAACCCCCAACUUCAUUUAUCCCAGAGCUACAGUUUGAACAUAUGGCUUUCCAUAAAAUCAUUGCAGGCAGCGUAGCCCUGUUCCUGUCAGUGUCAUUGAUCCUCCUGGUUAUUUAUGUCUCGUGGAGGCGCUACCCCAACACCAUGAGGCAGCUGCAGCAGCACUCAGUCAACCAUAAGCGCAGGAAAAAGGCCCGCAAGCAGGAGCAGGAUCUUAACACUCAGCUGCAAGAGUAUUAUCUGAGCUACCAUUCAAACUCAGAGACCAUGGACUCUUUGGUGAAUGAGACAAGGCCGUGCACGUGCACAAUAUCAGGAUCCAUAGAAUGUGAGGUCUGAGCUACCCGCUCCACUUUAAGAGACUAAAAGUGCAAUUGUUGAGCAGAGGUAAAUGGUUUUUCCGCAAGAUUAAGUGGUUUUAUCUCUAAUGUGAGAUGAUAGAUUCUGCAGCACUGAAGGAAAUACUUGGGGGCAUAGUACAAUAUAAUUAUGUGCACAGAAAAGAAGACUGAAACUGAGAGAUAUAUUUGGAGAGAGCUAAUUAUCACCCUGACUGACACAAGGACUGUGGCAGGGUCAGCCAGGUUAGCUCUGUGCAAUUUCACGUUUCAGCCGGACCUCUGCUACAGUAGAAGUCAGCUCUGUAGAGAGACUGACAUUAUUCUUAGUCAACCUGUAUCGCCAUAAAAUACGAACCAACAAAGCCACUUUUUACUUGCUAGUUUGUUUGUUUUUUUUAAUUAUGUAGCUUGUAAAGCUUUUAGGAUGUAUUGUAUGUGUGCAUCUGUGAGUGUAUGUGUGUGUUUGGGUGCAUCAUCGGGAUGCUCCGUUAAUCUCCUGGUUUACUGACCUCUGGUUGGAAGAGUUACAGAUAAUAUUUGUCCAGUUAACCUGUUUUGCAUCCACUGUAGUGCAGCAAUUAGAAGUAGCACUACCACACAAAAAUAGGGGAACAAUGACAGAGAGAGAGGAUCUUGUCCUGAGAUAUUUUGCAUGAUAUUUACUCAAGAUUCUCUCCCCUAAAAAAUGAGCAGUUUUAAUUGACAAAAAUAUAGUAUUUGGGUUUACUGUGGUACACACCACACAAACUGACUAUAUUUAAAAAAAAAAAAACAAAAA